Mesocricetus auratus (golden hamster) is the source of this 3683-nucleotide messenger RNA. It is a transcript of the gene Anks6, whose product is annotated as ankyrin repeat and sterile alpha motif domain containing 6. The record is from RefSeq and is a predicted model, not a curated record. Gene Ontology annotation, biological process: innate immune response. NCBI's taxonomy places the organism in Eukaryota, Metazoa, Chordata, Mammalia, Rodentia, Cricetidae. Gene Ontology annotation, molecular function: protein binding. The transcript is spliced from 16 exons. Gene Ontology annotation, cellular component: cytoplasm. The coding region runs from base 37 to 2718 and encodes 893 amino acids.
GGCGGCGCCGAGCGCUGAGCGGGCGGGCGGCCGGCGAUGGGCGAGGGAGCCCUGGCCCCGGGCCUGCAGCUGCUGCUCCGCGCCUGCGAGCAGGGCGACACCGACACCGCGCGGCGCCUGCUGGAGCCCGGCGCAGAGCUGGCCGUGGGACCCGAGGCGGGAGGGGAGCAGGCAGGGCCCGAGGCGGCCCGGGCGGCGGAGGCCGGAGCGCCGGUACCGGUGGACUGCUCGGAUGAGGCGGGCAACUCGGCGCUGCAGCUGGCGGCGGCCGGUGGCCAUGAGCCACUCGUGCGGUUCCUGCUGCGCCGCGGAGCCUCGGUCAACAGCCGCAACCACUAUGGCUGGAGCGCGCUCAUGCAGGCGGCCAGGUGUGGGCAUGCCAGCGUGGCACACCUCCUUUUGGAUCACGGGGCUGAUGUCAACGCUCAGAAUCGGCUGGGUGCCAGUGUGCUCACCGUGGCCUCUCGGGGCGGCCACCUGGGCGUGGUGAAGCUGCUGCUGGAGGCGGGCGCCAUUGUGGACCUUCACAGCCCCUCCGGCGAGUCAGCAGCAAUGGGAGGCAGCAGGGAUGAACUGCUGGGCAUCACGGCCCUGAUGGCUGCCGUUCAGCAUGGGCAUGAGGCUGUGGUGCGCCUGCUGAUGGAAUGGGGGGCCGACCCCAACCACACGGCCCGGACCGUGGGCUGGAGCCCACUGAUGCUGGCGGCCCUCCUUGGGAAGCUCAGUGUGGUGCAGCAGCUGGUUGAAAAGGGAGCCAACCCCGACCACCUCGGCGUGCUGGAGAAGACAGCCUUCGAGGUUGCCCUUGACCGCAGGCACAGGGACCUGGCUGACUACCUGGACCCCCUGACCACCGUGAGGCCGAAAACAGAUGAGGAGAAGAGUCGGCCUGACAUUUUCCACGCACUGAAGACAGGAAACUUCCAGCUGGUCAAGGAGAUUGCUGAUGAAGACCCCAGCCACGUGAACCUGGUCAACGGGGACGGGGCGACCCCGCUGAUGCUGGCAGCGGUCACAGGCCAGCUGGCCCUGGUGCAGCUGCUGGUGGAGAAGCACGCGGACGUGGACAAGCAGGACAGCGCGCACGGCUGGACGGCCCUCAUGCAGGCCACCUACCACGGAAAUAAAGAAAUUGUCAAGUAUCUGCUAAAUCAAGGGGCUGAUGUUGCUCUUCGGGCCAAAAAUGGCUACACGGCCUUUGACCUAGUGAUGCUGCUCAACGACCCUGACACUGAGCUCGUGCGACUGCUGGCGUCCGUGUGCAUGCAGGUGAAUAAGGACCGAGGCCGGCCCAGCCCCCGGCCGCCCCUGCCCCACUCGAAGGCCCGGCAACCCUGGAGCAUCCCCGUGCUGCCUGACGACAAGGGAGGACUGAAGUCCUGGUGGAGCCGGAUGUCCAACAGGUUCCGAAAGCUGAAACUUAUGCAGACACUGCCACGAGGGCUGGCUGCCAAUCAGCCUUUGCCUUUCUCCGAGGAGCCUGAGCUGGCACUGGACUCCACCAUGCGGGCGCCUCCCCAGGACAGGACAGGCCGCCUUGGACUUCCGGAAGUAGCCCAUGCAGCCAAAGACAGCGGUCCUGGGAGCUCAAGAAGAGAUAAGGAAGACGCAUUACUGACAACCAUGCUGCGGAAUGGAGCUCCCUUCCCCCGGCUUCCCAGCGACAAGCUGAAGGCCGUCAUCCCGCCCUUCCUGCCCCCGUCCAGCUUUGAGCUGUGGAGCUCUGACAGGUCCCGCACGUGUCACAACGGGAAGGCAGACCCCACCAAGACUGUGCUGCCCCCAAGAUCCAGCAGGGCCCACCCCGUGGGCUGCGUGGGCACAGACACCGCUGCUGGCAGGCCGGUGAAGUUCCCCAGCAUCUCCCGGAGCCCAGCCUCCCCUGCCAGCUCUGGGAGCUUCAACCACUCACCUCAUUCCUCAGGAGGUGCCAGUGGUGUUGGGGGCAUGAGCAGGCUGGGUGGGGAGCUGCAUAACCGCUCAGGUGGCAGUGUAGACAGUGUCCUGUCCCAGAUCGCUGCUCAGAGGAAAAAAGCAGCUGGCUUGUCUGAGCAGAAGCCCAGCCAGCGCUCCAGUCCUGUGGGGCCAGCCCCCGGCUCCAGCCCGCCUGAGCGUCCAGCCUCCCUCGUGGGCAGCGGAGGGGACUCUUCCAGCAGCAAGAAACUGGAGCCCAGCAAACGGCCUCCAUCUGGAACUUCUGCUACCUCUAAAAGCACAUCCCCCACCCUCACGCCGUCCCCCUCUCCCAAAGGCCACGCUGCAGAGUCCUCGGUGUCUUCCUCAUCAUCCCAUCGGCAGUCUAAGAGCAGCGGAGGCUCCAGCAGUGGCACCAUCACAGAUGAGGAUGAGCUGACUGGAAUCCUCAAGAAGUUAUCACUUGAGAAGUACCAGCCCAUCUUCGAGGAGCAAGAGGUGGACAUGGAAGCCUUCCUCACGCUCACCGACGGCGACCUGCAGGAGCUGGGUAUUAAGACGGACGGUUCCCGGCAGCAGAUCCUGGCCGCCAUCUCUGAGCUGAAUGCAGGCAAGGGGCGUGAGAGGCAGAUUCUUCAGGAAACCAUCCACAACUUCCACUCUUCCUUUGAGAGCAGCGCCAGCAACACCAGGGCCCCUGGCAACGGUCCCUGUGCCCAUGGCUGGAUGGGUAAGGCCGGAAGAAGCAGUGUCUGGCAAGAGGUAGCUGUGGUUUUGAUGGUUCUACUGGCGCCGGAGCCCUGAGACACUGAGGCUUGGGCAGAGAGUCCCUGCCCUUCUGUUGUGUCUGCCCCUGGGCUAUUUCUUCACCGGGACAGCAAGUGGGCAGCAAGAUGGCUGACCAGCCAAACCGUCAGAGCUGAUGCAGCAUGCAGGGGCCUGGGAAGCCCCUCAGGCUGAUGCUUUGGACUGGCCUGAAGAUGCUCAGGCCAAGAUGGAGGCCACAUGGCUGCAGAUAUAGACCCUAACCUCUACAUCCAAGCAGGUGCUGCCUUCAAGACCUGGCACCCUUCUAGGAAAGAUGCAACACAGGUGAGCCCCUGCCGAAGGUGUGGUGAAGCACCCCACUGUGGCAGUCACCAGAGGGUCCUAUUCAGUGUGUGAGGAGGCCUAAUGCUGUCCGUAAGGAAGUUGAUACCAAGUUCUGCAGAUGCCAGGGAAGAAGUGCCAAGACCCUUGGGGCUCCACACUCGCUUUCCGGCUUCCUCCAGAAGACUGCCAGGCUCCCCGCUGUUGGGGCACUGCUCUCCUGGAGCAGACGUGGACACACCUGUGGUUGAGGCGCUGAGAGACAGAUGGACCGUGAGGUGAAGGUUGGGAGGGGCUGUGGGUGCAAGGCCGUACAAGAGAGCACCAAGUCCCCUUUCCCUGUCUCCAGCUACUCCUGCCCCGCCCAAGAGGAGCCAGGUCACCCCCAAAGCAGGACCCUGUUCCUGCAGGAGCCCCCACACCCACACACAAGACCAGUAGACACAGCCCCAGCCGUCUUCAUCAGGAUGCCCUGGUGGCAGGGCUGGGCUGUGACUUUGUCCCAAGCCACACUGGGGUGGCUGCAGCCGAUGGUUGGAGAUCACGGUUCUAUUUGGGUUCAGCCCUGCAGCUGGUUUCCAUUUUCUUCAUACCAGACUCACAUCGUUUCCACACAGAGACUUGAUUCUUGGGAAGAUGUUUGCUUGCCAAGCAGCAUAUAUUAAAAAUGGAGAUGUGUC